CUAAGUCAAAAUGCGAAACAGAAAGAGAUCAUGCACUCAGCCUCACCAACUCCGGUAUGGUUGGUGUUUUUGUAGCAAGAUGUAAAGACGACGGCUCUUACGAAAAGAAACAAUGCCAUGGAUCUACUGGAUAUUGUUGGUGUGUCGAUGAACUAUGUGGCGAAGAAAUCCCUGGGACUAGAAAAGGACCUGGUCAAGAUGUGGAUUGUUCAGCCAAGUCUAAGUCAAAAUGCAAAACAGAAAAAGCUCAUGCACUCAGCCUCGUCAGUUCCGGUAUGCUUGGUGUUUUUGUACCAGGAUGUAAAAACGAUGGCUCUUACGAAAAGAAACAAUGCCAUGAAUCUACUCGGUAUUGUUGGUGUGUCUAUGAACAAUGUGGCGAAGAAAUCCCUGGGAGUAGAAAGAGACGUGAUCAAGGAGACGUGGAUUGCUCAGGUAAGCACUUAGGCAAAAGCUACUCCUAGGAUUUGUCUCAAGUAGUAGUAGAAUAUAAAUCAAUAUAUUCGUUAGAUGUGCUGGA
Molecule: messenger RNA, 520 nt
Organism: Hydractinia symbiolongicarpus
Lineage: Eukaryota; Metazoa; Cnidaria; Hydrozoa; Anthoathecata; Hydractiniidae
Product: equistatin-like
Exons: 2
Coding region: 57-464 (135 amino acids)
Source: RefSeq, a predicted model, not a curated record